Messenger RNA from Halteromyces radiatus, 1051 nucleotides. RefSeq lists its product as uncharacterized. Gene Ontology annotation, cellular component: microtubule organizing center. The record is from RefSeq and is a predicted model, not a curated record. The coding region runs from base 14 to 1051 and encodes 345 amino acids. The transcript has 2 exons. NCBI's taxonomy places the organism in Eukaryota, Fungi, Mucoromycota, Mucoromycetes, Mucorales, Cunninghamellaceae.
CUCUCUUUACUGCAUGUUGCCACUCGAUUCUCAAUCCCAUUCAUCUACAAAGGAAGUAAAACAACAUUAUGUUACACUUGGAAGUCUUCCAUCAAGUUACUCGGAUCAUGAUACCAACAUACUUCCUAAAGUGUCACUUUCUUCGUCUACUUCGUCUAUCAGUUCAUGUUCCACCAAACAUUAUAAAACAACUACUACUUUAUCCGACGCUGCUCUUCCUUCACCUUCUUCUUCUCGACACUUUUAUUCUUCAAACUUAGGAAGACCUCCUGGACAACAACAACAACAACAGCAUGGGAAGCAAGUUCGAAAAUCUAUAUCAGCAACAACUGGACCAAAUCAAACUUCUUCCUCUAUUAUGCCAACAGCUUCUUCUUCUUAUCCCAUGACAUCAAUGACAAAUAAAACAGUUCCUAUGAAAGAAUUACAAAAGAUCAUUGCUGACCUUAAGAAAGAAAAUUUCGAUCUCAAAUUACGAUUAUAUCAUUUGGAACAGUUAUUGGAAAAAGACCUGGAAAAAUCUUGGUUAACAGAAGAAAACAAACGGUUACAAAUGGAAUUAGAUGAACGUACGACACAAGUGAAUACAUUGGAGCAGGCUCUAGAAACAUUUGUGAAUAAUGAACAAAAAACGACAUUGUGUGAUGCUAGUACACAAACAAUAACAAUAGGAUUAGCAUCAUUGAUACCUUCAUCUACAUCAUCAAAAUCAGCACCAUUAUCAGCACCAGCUACUUUCAACAAUAACAAUAAUCAAUGUCAUUUUUUCCCAUCUGAUCCUGAAUCAUUUGGUUUAACCUCAUCAAUACCACCACCAUCACAAACCACAAAAGGAAUAUCACAUCCACCAAAUACAAAAGAUUGGGCAAUCAUGGUCGAUCGAUUUCAAAAUGUCAAGAUUGUAUCUCCGAAGCCACCGAAAUCAAAGUAUGGCACUACUGAACAAAAUGAUCGUAUUUCUGGUUGGAUAGAUAGAAUACCCUUUCCUUCCUUCUUAUCAAAUGAUCCUUUAUCAAAUAAUACAUCAUCAUCAUCAUCAUCCAAUAAAUGA